CAUAGCUGCAUUUAGGGUAUAAUCAAGAUGACUCUGUAUUUUGACACGAAAAUUGAGUUCCUGGACUCGGAUGCAGUGAGCACCAUUAGUAGUUGGCAUCCCAGUGAGCCACUCUUUGCAGUAGCCUCAUUUAGUCCCGAAAGGGGAGGUUCUGUGACAAUUUUCGCGGAUACUGGUGAGCCGCAGCGGGAUGUAACUUAUCCGGUGCACGCCACUUCCCAGGCAACGGCAUUAUGCUGGCAUCCAGAGAAAGCGCUCCUAGCGAGCGGCUGGGAGCACGGGGACAUCCACGUGUGGUUUGCCGGUCAUAGGGAGUUCGCCAGCGUAAACGCACCGCACAAGGCUGCCAUUGUCCUGUUGCAGUUUAGCGAACAAGGCGGACGAAUGGUUACUGCGGAUGCUAUGGGGUUGGUUACCGGAUGGCGUUGCGAUGGUCAGUACCAAUUCUUAACCAUGUUCUCUCACGAUCUGCGAGAGGUGCUACUACUUAUCUGCUUCCGUCGAACGGUGGAGAGUGAAGUGCGUGAGGAGAUGGCCAGUCUUGCUAAAGCAGCGGUGGCCGGAGAUGAAAAUGCCUUGGACACCCUAACCAAUUGGAGGCCGCGUACUGCAGCCCGCAGCAUGACACACUCAGGAGUCAGGGACAACCACUGCUUUUACGCCUGCACCCAAGGAGGAGUGGUGUACUACAUCAACCAAGGGGGCGCCUGCGUCGAGGUGAUGAAGUGCGGCUCUCUACCACCCAUUGUCCAGAUGUUGUGGCACCCCAAAAAGGAUGCAGUAAUUUGUCUGAUGGAGGACUUGACCGUCACUCUCUUCUUGGUUGAAUCCACGGGUAUUCUAACUGAACUGGAUCGCGUAAAGAUGAGCGGCCGUGGAGGAGGCCGGCAGGGAGGAAUCGCCUGGUCUGGAAACUCUCUGGCCAUCAUAACAGGCGAUCUUUUUGUACGGAUUUGGGACAUCGAAAGGAGUGACAAUUACAUUCUAAAAAUGGAUCUCCCCAGCUGCAACCAGCUAGGUUCAUCCUUGGCCAGUUUGAGUAAUGCCACAGUGUCCUCGUCUAACCAGUUCUUUAGUCAUGACAGCAGCGAAAGCACCAGUGUGCCCCGCAAAACACCAAAGUUCGGUCAAAUCAAUGGAGAAGUUUUCACCUGCUUAUCUUAUAGCGCUACGGGUCAAACUCUGUGCGCAGGAACCUCCCAGGGAAAUCUAUUUACCUGGAAGAGGAGUGGCAGCAGAUUAGUAGGUGCCCCUGAAGAUGCCUGGCAGUUGACCAACAUAUCUUAUGUAAGGGGAGCCAUCCGGAGUUGCGAGUGGGGAUUCAACGAGCUCGCUAAACCCUGCAUGCUGGUGAAUUGUAUGUCCAAUGUUUAUAUGCUCAAAGAGCAACCUCUGCUGGCCGUACAUACCCGAGAACUGUGGGCAGUUCAGAGGUCUGCUAAAUCUGUACAGUUGUCGCACUGCAGCGGUCGGGAGACCAUAGUUCAAUCGGAAUUCGCUGUGACUGCCAUGGCUUUAAACGAACUGAGUCUUGUGAUGAGUAAUGGCAGAAGCAUAUCAUCAUACAGUCUGCAGAAAGUGGAGAAGAGUUUGGAUGAGUUUGAUGUGAUUCUAGAGACUGUGGAGGGUGCUCCGCCAACAACGGCAUCAACAGCAACUAAUUUAAGUGUUAAGCUUCUGCAGACCUUUUCUGCAGAAUGUUUAUCCUUGAAUCUGUAUAACCAGAACAUAUUCUGCCUGGCAAGCAGUGAUAUCAUGGUCUACUCCGUGGGAGGCGUCGUUCUCCACCGAAUACAAGCUACCGAUAUUGAAGGGAAAAUCAUCGGCAUGGAUUUGAGUGGCUGCUAUCUCUCAGUGUUUACAAUGAAUGGUUACGUGAAAGCAUACGAUGUUUCAAGGCAUGAUCCCAAACCUUUUCCCAGCAAAUCUGGCCAUGACAUCUUUGAUGAUUUCGGGGAGUUCAUCCUGGUCAAAUGCAACAGCUUGGGAAGCCAUCUGGCCAUGGUGAUAGCCAGCAGAAGUUUUACCCCAAUUUCGACUUUAUUCUGCUGGGACUUUGAGCGUAAUAAUCUUUUUGAAUAUGGCUUAGUUAAGCAAGAUUCUGGCUCUAAGAAGGAAAUAAUUUCAUCAAGCUUGCCAGUUCGAAUUUUUUGGGAUGCAGAUGAACCUCGACUCGUGGCUGUGGAGGUCAAGUCUAUGAUGCAGAAAACUCUGCUUCAGAAAAACUCUCCUCAACCCAGUCAUUUUGUUCAGUCAAAAAUAUUGCUAUUAUUUUAUUCCGAGAAAGGUUGCCUCAACAUUCUUGAAACUCAACCCAUGAGCCCAGGCUCUCUAUUACUAAACCUUUGUGUGCCCAACGUGAUACGGCUGAAGAUUAAUGCAGUGGAAGAGCAACCGCUUCAAGAUUUCGUGGAUCUACAGCAAUGCAACCCCACUACAAGGAAACAAGUCCUCAAUUUCAGUCUUUACGUUGCAGAAGGAAAUAUGGAUCUGGCUUAUCGUAGCAUUCGCUCGAUACAAUCCAAAGUGAUCUGGACCAAUCUGGCAAAGAUGUGUGUGCACACAAACCGCUUAGAUGUGGCUAAAGUGUGUAUGGGACAUUUAGAGCAAGCCCGCUCCGUUCGUGCUUUACGGCAAGCCAUUGAAGACGAUGACCUCGAAACUGAAGCCAAGGUCGCUGUUUUGGCCAUCGAACUCGGUAUGAUUGAGGAAGCCAAGGACCUUUAUCGUCGAUGCAAGCGUUUCGAUUUGCUCAACAGACUACUCCAGUCUAUAGGUCAGUUAGACGAGGCACUGCAAUUGGCCGAAACAGAGGAUCGAAUUCAUUUAAAGCACACUUACUACCAGAAGGCCCAGGAGUUGCGAGAGAAGGGUGACAUCAAGGGUGCUCUGGAAUACUUCGAAAGGACGCAGAAUCCUGCGCAAAACAUAACGCAGCUGCUAUUGGAGAAUCCAGUGGCCAUGAAGCGCUACAUCCAGACUACCAGUGAUCCUAAGCUGCUUAAAUGGUGGGGACAGUAUAUUGAGAGCUCAGGAGACAUGGAUGCUGCUUUGGCUGUUUACCACAAAGCGGAAGAUUGGUUCUCACAGGUUAAGAUCCUUUGCUAUCUAGGAAAGAUCUCUAAGGCAGACGCCAUAGCCAGGCAGUCAGGAGAUAGAGCGGCCUGCUAUCACUUAGCGAGGCACUACGAGAACGUCGGCAAGUUCCAGGAGGCGAUCAUGUUCUUUACGCGUGCCCAGACCUUUAGCAAUGCGAUCCGCAUCUGCAAGGAGAACGACUUUCAGGAAGAGCUAUGGACAGUGGCCAGCUCAUCAAGGCAGAGAGAUAAGGCCAUUGCUGCUGCUUAUUUUGAAGAGUGCGGUAACUUUAAGCAUGCGGUGGAACUUUAUCACCGUGCUGGGAUGCUUCAUAAAGCCCUUGAGAUGGCCUUUGAAUCUCAGCAGCCGGAGAUCCUGGAGAUAAUUGCUUCCGAUCUCGUGCCCGAAUCGGAUGCUGAAUUGAUCAACCGCUGUGCAGAUUUCUUCUGCAGCAUUGAGCAAUUCCAAAAGGCUGUGCACCUGCUUGCCAAGACCAGACACCUAGAACGAGCUUUGGGUAUAUGUUUGGAUAAGGGGGUUCCCAUAACGGAAGAACUCUCUGAGAUGCUCACACCGGAGAAAGGAGAGUUUGAGGAGUCUACUCGAGUCCACAUUUUGGUCCAGUUGGGUGAGCUCCUUCAGCAACAGGGUGACUACCACAGUGCUACUAAAAAGUUCACCCAGGCUGGAGACAAAAUUAGGGCUAUGAAGAGUCUUUUGAAAUCGGGCAAUACGGACAAAAUUAUUUUCUUUGCUAAUAUGUCCAGGCAACGUGAGGUGUACAUCAUGGCUGCGAACUAUCUCCAAGCGUUGGAUUGGCAAUCAGAUGCCCAGGUCCUCAAGCAUAUAGUCAGUUUUUAUACCAAGGGCCAGGCCUUUGAUUCCCUGGCUAACUUCUAUGCCAUCUGCGCUCAGAUAGAGAUUGAGGAGUUCCAGGACUACGGCAAGGCCCUAACCGCCAUGCAGGAAGCAUCAAAAUGUUUGGAGAAGCUCAGCCAUGCCCAGCACGUAUACAACAAUCUGCAGCGGACGGUAGCAGAUGUCAAGGCGAUCCUAGAAAUCCAGCAGGCUUUGCGAGAAGGCGAUCACCAAUUGGUCAUUGGAUCCUGCCGCAGCAUGCUCAUCAAGCCAGAGUUACCACCUAUUCGCCACGCACACAUCCUGUCCAUGUUGGUUCGAGCCCUGGUCUACGCCAAGGACUAUUCUGGGGCGGGAAAGGCCUUAAAAGAACUUGCCGUGAAAGACAACUCUUGGAGUGCCUCAGGACUAUUGGAUCGUGGAAUUGUUCACAAAAUCGCGCAGGAGUGUGACUUGGAUUUUGAUCUCAUUUGGAAUUCGGGACGGCAUUUAACCGCCUCCACAAGCGGUACUGCGGCAACUGGAAUGAGCAGCACAUCAGCUAUGACGACAAGUGAUGAUGACGAGGCCGAUGACGAGGAGAUCACCGAAGAGCUGCAUUAGAUGAUUCAAUGUAUGGGCAAUGCAGAGCUAGUCACGGCCAUGUUUAUUCCACAGCGAGUGUAAAAUGUAAACCUUAUAAAAAUGAUAAAUAAUUAUAUCAUAUUUCAACCGUAAAA
Molecule: messenger RNA, 4655 nt
Organism: Drosophila eugracilis
Lineage: Eukaryota; Metazoa; Arthropoda; Insecta; Diptera; Drosophilidae
Gene: rempA
Product: intraflagellar transport protein 140 homolog
Biological process (GO): intraciliary retrograde transport
Cellular component (GO): intraciliary transport particle A; axoneme; ciliary basal body
Molecular function (GO): protein binding
Source: RefSeq, a predicted model, not a curated record